AUGAUUUCAAGCUCUGGAUUCGACGAACAUCGAUGGAUCAUUCACAUCCGGAGAACCCUGGAUGAAGAUCCAGAAGAAGAAGCUGAUAUUCCUGUUAGCAUAUUUGAUGUCCCCAAAUCUCUGCUUUUUAACAAUGUGGAUUCUUAUAUACCUCAACAGAUUGCACUAGGGCCUUAUCAUUAUUGGCGUCCUGAGCUCUAUGAGAUGGAAAGAUAUAAGCUUGGUUCAGCCAAGAGAACGCUGAGAAGUCUCCGAAGUGUUAGGUUUCAGCAGCUUGUUGAUCAGUUUACACUUAUUGAGCCAACUAUUCGGGCUUGUUAUCAUAAGUACCUUGAUGUCAGUGGUGAAACACUUGCAUGGAUGAUGGUCAUUGACGUGUCGUUUCUGCUUGAAUUUUUGCACAUUUACGCGGUGAAAUCACAAGGGAAGGUCUUAAGGAGAAUAAGUUCUAGAAUGUCUCAUUUGAUUGAUUUUGCAGAGAGGAAGUCAGCACAUAAUGCCAUUCUUAGGGACAUGAUUAUGUUGGAGAAUCAGAUUCCGAUGUUUUUGUUAAGGAAGAUGCUGGAAUUUCAGCUGUCGUCUGUAGAAACAGCAGAUGACACGUUGCUCUCGAUGCUAGGAGGAGUAUGUAAAGCCCUGUCACCGUUUAAAAUGAUCAUGGACUUAAAUUCUGUUCUUAUUAGAGAUCAGGCACACGUACUGGGGUUUUUGUACCAGAUGAUCAUGCCUACGAAACCCGAAGGCCAGCUGUCUGAACUCAAUGAAUCAGAGGGUCAAGAUGAAACAAAGGAAUCUCAAGAAAAGAUUUCUUGUAUUGGUAAAAAACUCCUUGACAAAGUAUCGCGAUUUUUGUCAGUUAUGAUAGGUUUUUGUAAGAGAAUUUUACUGUCUAGACAUGUUAAGGCUAUUUUACGAUUUCCUUGGUUGAUCAUUUCUAACUUGCCUGGAUUUAGUACUCUGAAACAACCUAUCGAAUAUCUUUGUUGUUCGAGAGAUAAAGACGAGGAGAUGAAGGCUGGAAAUUGUAGUAAAGAAAAUGAUCAUAACAAGCCUCCAAUGGUCGAAGAGAUCUCCAUUCCUUCUGUCACUGAACUUUUUAAGUCCGGAAUAAGUUUUGUACCUACAAAUGGCAGUGUCAUGACAUUAGGUUUUAAUUCCAAAACAUCGACAUUCUUCCUCCCAACCAUUACUCUGGAUGUAAACGCAGAGAUUGUCUUGAGAAACUUGGUAGCCUACGAGGCUUGCAAUGCAUCAGGGCCAUUGGUUUUCACGCGUUACACUGAACUAAUGAAUGGAAUCAUUGACACAGAAGAAGAUGCAAGAUUGCUUAGAGAAAGCGGAGUUGUGUUGAACCUUUUGAAGAGUGAUGAAGAGGUUGCCAAUUUGUGGAAUGGAAUGAGCAGGUCAAUUAGAUUGACAAAAGUGCAAUUCUUGGAUAAAAUGAUUGAAGAUAUAAACAAGUAUUACAAUGGAAAGUGGGCAAUCAAAAUCGAAAAGUUCAUCAAGCUAUAUGUUUUCAAGUCCUGGAAAAUCCUCAUAUUGGUUGCUGCUGUUCUACUACUGGUUUUGAUGAGUUUACAAGUGUUUUUCUCAAUGUACAGGCUCUAUCAUUUGUUUCAUAUGACGAAUAUAAGAUGAUUCUACACUUCGCGGAACUAUAUUUCAAUUGCCAAGACAAAUAUACACUCUUUUCUCUGAAUGCU
Molecule: messenger RNA, 1703 nt
Organism: Daucus carota subsp. sativus
Lineage: Eukaryota; Viridiplantae; Streptophyta; Magnoliopsida; Apiales; Apiaceae
Product: putative UPF0481 protein At3g02645
Exons: 1
Coding region: 1-1638 (545 amino acids)
Source: RefSeq, a predicted model, not a curated record